AUGGCGCUGCAGCCGCGUCCCCCGCUCCCUUGCCCGGGCCCGGGGGCUCGGCCGUCCCCCUACGUGUACAGCGUGCCUUCCGACGUGCUGGGGAGGUUCUGCGAGCAGAUGGACUGCCUGAACGGUUAUGACUGGCUGCGCUUUGCAUCCCGUGUGAUAACCGAUCAGACUGAGCUGAGGAAAAUCAAGUGCAUGGAGAAGACGGGAAUCAGUAUAACCAGAGAGCUGAUGUGGUGGUGGGGGGUUAGGCUCGCAACUGUCCAGCAGCUGUUAGAACUCCUGAGCGAACUGCAGUUUUAUCGGGCAGCCAAAAUCAUCGCUGACUGGAUGUCACUCUCUCUUUCUACUGAUUCCGUCAGGGCUCCUUUAGACCCUCGUCAGCAGGAGAACUUGCCACUUCACCCAUAUGGGAACAGAUAUGAAGGCAUAAGAAAUGGGACAGGAAUCUCUGUGCCAUCAAAUUCAGCACACUCAGAUCCUGUUUUGCAAGCAGACCCCGACUGUCUUCCUUUAACUCCACCUCCAGCUUCCAUUGACCUUCCACAUUCUUUACAGUCAAAUCUUCCUGUUUCAUCAAGUGUUAAGCCAUGCAGUUCAUCUACCCCUCAGCAGGAAUCGCUUCAUAGUCUCCCUAGCAGGAGUCUCGUGUGGACCAAGGAUGAAGUUGAAACUGCCACCAAUGGUUUCGGCGAGGAGAACCGAAUUAAUGAAAGUAUUUUUGCCGAUACUUUCAAAGGCCAGAGGCACAAUGUCCUGUAUGCUGUUAAAAGACUAAAAGAGAAGGAAUGUGCAAACCAGAAUCAGACACAAAGAUUUUUUCAUACAGAAGUACAGAUCUGUUUUCGGUGCUGUCAUCAUAACAUUCUGCAUCUUCUGGGCUUCACUAUAGAAAGUGAACUUCACUGCCUAAUAUACCCGUACAUGCCUAAUGGAUCAUUGACUGACAGAUUACAGUGCCAGGGUGGUUCUGAACCAUUAACCUGGGAGAAACGCAUUAGAAUUGCUGUUGGACUUAUUCAAGCUAUUCAGUAUUUACAUAAUUUUGGAAUUAUUCAUGGAAAUGUAAAAAGUUCCAACGUUUUGCUAGAUGCAAACUUUGUUCCAAAACUUGGACAUUCCGGCCACAGACUGCAACCUGUGGAGAAAAAAACCGAGAACGGAGGGAUGAAGACCAAAGUCAUGCAAGCUUCCCUGGCUUACUUCCCAGAAGAUUUCAUUAGGCAUGGGCAGCUAACUGGAAAAGUGGAUAUAUUUAGUUGCGGAAUAGUUCUAGCAGAGAUACUGACUGGCAUUAAGGCAAUGGAUGAAAGAAGACACCCCAUUUUCCUGAAAGAUGCCCUCCUUGAUGAAAUUCAGGUGGCAAAAGAACUGUUCUGCUCUAAGAAAGGAACCUUUGAAAACUUAGCUGCCAAAGAAAUAUGUUGCAAGUAUCAAGACAGGAAUGCGCCCCACUGGCCAACAACGUCUGCCAUUUAUUUGGCUACUGCUGCCUGUGUGUGUUUGCGGAAAAAGAAUCCUGACAUAGCAGAGGUGAAUUCAUUAAUGGAAACAGCAGAUCAUCAAAUGCAAUAUCAGAAGAUGUCUGAAGGAAGAAAAUAUCCUGGACUGUCUCUCAACACCCCUGAAGAAACCAAUGAUGAACCAGCCAGCCCUUUCUACAACAGCUUCUCAAAUGACAACUGUGAUGGAAGCAUGAAUGCUGAGUCGUUGAACUGUGUGGAUUUGUUACCUCCAUUAAUAAGAGUCAUGUCUCCUGAAACAUACUCUGAGCAGAUGUUACGGGUCCCUUGUGAGACUGAUGAAUCAAGUAACUUUUCUUGGGUUCCUUUGGAGGAUGUUGCAUACAACCCACCAACCAAUGGCCUUCCAGAUCCAGAAAAUGUUUCCCCCAUAACAUUUCUUACAAAUGAUCCAGAAUACAAUGAUGUCAUAGCAAAAUCCGUAGUCUCAGAAAGACAUCUUCCGCCUCAGCAAGCUGCUGUUUCUUCAAACAGAACUCUCUUAAAUAUAGAACAUUUUGGUGCUACCUGUUCUUCACAAGCAUCAGCCAAAGAAACCAUUGGGGAAAUAAAGAUCAACGAUCAAAAACAGAAGAUGAUGCAAGAUAUUUCAUUAUAUAAAGAAAAAAAGCUAAACACUUCUGAACUUUUGGAUCUUAACUGA
Euleptes europaea (tarantolino) is the source of this 2163-nucleotide messenger RNA. RefSeq names its product interleukin 1 receptor associated kinase 2 (gene IRAK2). The record is from RefSeq and is a predicted model, not a curated record. NCBI's taxonomy places the organism in Eukaryota, Metazoa, Chordata, Lepidosauria, Squamata, Sphaerodactylidae. The transcript is spliced from 13 exons. Gene Ontology annotation, cellular component: plasma membrane. Gene Ontology annotation, biological process: protein phosphorylation; signal transduction. Gene Ontology annotation, molecular function: ATP binding; protein binding; protein kinase activity. Bases 1 to 2163 code for a protein of 720 amino acids.